UCGUUGACCUGUUCGGUGCUGUUGGUUCUGCGUUUGUGUAGUUUUUCAUAAACAAAAAAGUGUAUCUAUUGUGCUCAUCGCAUUUUUCCUCCCUCUGUUACCGCGCUAUCGUCGUCAGCCGGUGGUUUUCACUGUGAGAAUUGUGUACAGUUUGUAGGCUUAGCAGUUCAGGCGUUUGUGCAAUAUCGUUGUUUUGUUCAGCACGUUCCCUCGUAUUUUGUGUGCUGUGAUUAUUCCGCUGACUGCAGAAAGCUUGAAAUUGUAUCAAAACAUAAAGCGACGAAGAACAGUUCAGUAACAAGUUGUUGGCGAUAUAAAUCCGGUAAAACGCAAGGCGUCAGCCUUCCGGAAUCAGUGUUAUUUCAUUAUCAAGUAUUAUAAAAUUGAUCACUGUUAGUUUUUUGAAUAGUGUGUCGAUUUUCCACAAUUUUUAUAUGUAAGCUUAUGUAAUUUUCUAUUAGUUUCAAUUUUUACUUACCUACUUCUCAAACCGAUCCGUUCAUGUGCUAAAAAAGUUCUUUGUUCCAAAUGGAGUGUAAUAAUAAGCGAUAGAAUAAUAAUACAUCCAAACCGUAAUUUGUCCUUGAACUUAUAUCCAGACGAUAGAAGGCACCACAAAAAUACAAAACAAAACAUUGCGUGUUUCCCGUUAGAAUCAGUGUCUAUAGGGAAAAUUCUCUACUCGUAAGGCGUAGUUAUUGGCGCGGGUGUGAAGAUGGGUGGAGAGGAUAGUGUUCAUCAAAACGACAGCAUUGGCAAGCAAGCUUUGACCGGCGAUGAAAAGCUUUUGGCUCUGAAGCAGCAGCUGGUGAAAAGACCGUUGCCGGAUGAGUCCGGAGGAGGAGCGGUAACAUCAAUCACGAGUUCGGCUGCGAUCCCAACCGCUGACGGUGGUAACGAGAGCAGCAACAAUAGUCUGGUUGAUUCGCGAGGUUGCGCCAAGCCGGUGAAAAAGUUAUGGUUCCGUGGAGUACGGCCGUCCAAAUUUCGCCACGUGUACGGUCUACCAACGCGGAAGGAAUGCUGCUACACCGACAUCAGCGUAGUCCGCAGCGGCAACGAUGGCAACUUUUGCGCUGUAAAUCCCACAUUCCUGGCGAUCGUCGCGGACACCACGUUCGUGGUGAUACCGAUCAACCAGACCGGACGCAUUGACUUUCAGUGCUGCAAAGUGAUUGGUCACACCGGACAGAUAUUGGAUCUCAAGUGGAACCCUUUCGACGACAACAUGAUCGCUUCCGCGUCCGAUGAUUGUACCAUCAAACUAUGGAAGAUCCCGGAGGGCGGCCUCACAAGCAAUCUGAGCGAAUGUUCGAUCGAGUUAGUUGGCCAUAAGCGCAAAGUUUUGCACAUUGAGUGGCACCCGACGGCGUCCAACGUGCUAAUCAGUGCCGGAUUCGAUCACCUAAUCUGCGUGUGGGAUGUAGGCAAUACCGACAAACCACUGCUGAACGUGGUCAGCUGCCACGUGGACAUGAUCUAUAGCUUGGCAGUUAGCAGAGACGGGUCGCUAAUCGCGACGACCUCCAAAGAUAAGAAACUACGGAUUAUUGAGCCCCGGAGUGGGAUUGUGGUUUCGGAGGGGACAUGUCACUUGGGAACCAAGUGUUCGAAAGCCGUUUUCCUGGAUAACAACCGAAUUUUGACGACUGGAUUUUCUCGACAUUCGGACCGCCAGUAUGCCGUAUGGAACCAGCAUGAUUUAAAGAAACCACUGGCACAGGAAGUAAUCGACAGUUCGAGCGGAGUGGUAACACCAUACUUCGACUACGACACCAAGAUGAUCUAUCUGGCCGGGAAAGGUGACGGUAACAUACGGUACUACGAAGUAGUAGACGAACCGCCGUACGUGUACUAUCUGAAUCAAUUUCUAUCGGGUCAACCCCAAAAGGCGUUGGGUUUUAUGCCGAAGCGAGGCGUAAAUGUAUCUCAAUGUGAAGUGUUUCGCUUUUACAAACUACACGCUACUGGGAACAUUUGCGAACCAAUCUCGAUGAUUGUGCCACGCAAGUCAACUCUGUUUCAGAAUGAUCUCUAUCCGGACACACUGGCGAACAUUCCGGCGAUUGGGGCCAAGGAAUGGUUCCAGGGUCGGAAUGUGCAACCGAUAUUGAGGUCCAUGAAAACUGGUGAAUCAAUUGUGGAGACGGCCAGCCAGAAGAACCGCACAGAAAGUAGGACUAGUAUUGUUGGUCUCAACAAUAAGCACAUUUUGAACAGUCAUCAUGGUAAUCACAAUGGAACUCACAAUAACAGUCAUAGUAAUAUCACCAACGGUACUGCAAACAAUGGUAACUAUACAAACGGUGGCAGUGUAGGACCAAUGGUCAAUGGAAAAAGCAACAAAGAGAACGAAAUCGACAACCGAAAGCUGGAUAACAAUACAAAGAAGUUUGCAUUCCUAUCACAGCCAACAAUACCGGAUUAUAGGUCACAGACGAUCAUCGAGAAAAGUCAGAAAACCACGACAAACCAGAGUACAAAGUUCCACCAGUUGCAGGCAAUUUUUGGACAACAUCAGACGGCUAAUAACAAGGACAUUACCAACCUGCAGAACAAUCUGUUAAGCAGUUCAAGGAACAGCUCGCGUAACAAUUCACUGGAGAAUAUCAACCUGUUGAACUCAGAGAAUGAGCUCCGAAAGGCAUUUAGCAAGCAAACGGAAGAAAUUAAGAGCCUGCGAAAGUCCCUCAACAACUCCGAGAAGCGGGUGCGAGAGCUGGAAGCGGAAGUUAAACGAUUACAGCUACAACUGAAGCAUUAGUUAUCAUAAGAUAACCGUCUCGUUUUCUUCGUCAACAAUAUGGAUACCAAUCGUGAAAAAAGGAUCAACCAGUAGAAUUAUAUUUUUCCACUUUCUCUAAAUUAGUAAUUCCCGAAUAACUAUAGCUGUAGCGCUCAGUACGAAGCAGGUAAUUCGUACUGAAGCGGUGUAUUUAAGAAAAACUACACAACUAUAUAUUCGAGUGCUUACAACUGGAAACAUAACACAGUAUUUAAACCAUUCUCAAGCUAACUACUUAUCAAAAUAGCGCGUUUAAGAGAUAACAACCCCAUCGCUCUCUCGUUUUUGGAACAAAAAGGGUGCUAAUGAUGCAUUGCAAUGUGCAUUACCCGAAUCAAGGAACCCACAAGACUACCAUUUCCGGAUGGCCAAACUAAACUCAACUGAGACAGAGCGAGUGCUUUUAUUAUCGCUUACCGUUCAAACAGAUGUUGCUACUAGUGUAUCAAAGCUAGAAUACUUGGACGAUUCUUCGCUUCAUGCUAAUCAGUACAGCAAAAUUCAGCCAAGACAGGUAAAAUAUGUGAUUUGUGAUUACAGAACAAGAAAAAAACAAUUAGUAAAAUAAACCGUCUACAAUAGGAUAAUAAUAAUAAACAUAGUAAUAAGCAAUAGCAGGUAAGACUUUCCCCCUAAUUGUAAAGUAACCGAACCAAGCCGUGGGUGUAAUAAAAGACAGUCAAACGACACAAAAUAAUUAGAAGUGACAAAACAGCAGCACAAUGUGAGUGUUACCAAACCGACGGAUAACAAAAAAUAUCAGUACUGGCUUCAGCAAGGUCCAUCCUGAAUGUGGGCUAGGCUUGGUGAAGGCAAUGACAGUGAGAGCCUGCUGUUUAUUGGUUUGUUUACUCGAUCGACUUGACUAAUCAAUGGAAUGAUGAACUAUUGCAUUAGCAAAGGGCUAAAAUUAUGUAGAUUUUAACAUGUUUUCUUACAUUUUGAAACUGUGAUUUCUUUGGUCAAUCCAGAAUAAAUAAAAUCGUUUUGUUUUUUAUUAGUACACUCCUUCGUGCGGAACUGUUGUAGUUCAGAACGCAACAAUUCUUUCUACUUUUAAAAUUGGGCUGUUAUUGAUUCCUACACAUUUUUGUUUACUUACAUUAUUUUCAUGGCGCUUCUAGUUGUUAGAUACUUGUUGUGAAUUUAUUACGUUUAAGUUUUCAAUCCUUCAUCCUCUACAUUCUUGUGCGAACAAUGUAAUAUAACUAGUGCUGUAUUUUGUUACCUGCAUAAAGCCAGUAUCAAAUAGGUGCUCGGUAAUGAUAAAAUGACCUCACUCGGGAGCAAGACAACUUUUUUUCUGCCAUUAAACACUUUCUUAGUUUCUAUUUUUUAAUACACUAUAGACGGUUGUUACUUUUUUAUUUCCGAUCCAUUGCUAUUAUGGAUUAAUUUCUUUUACUUGAAAUGCCGACUAAACUGUUCCCACUGGACACAACAAGACACGUAAAAGUAAUGAGAAAAACACUAAAAUAAAUCGCAUAUGAAUCAAACAUUCGACUUACAACUACCAUAGUUUCUAUCUGCGGCAGAAACUUUUCAUAUUGUGUGCUACAACAACUGCUCAUGAUCAAUACCCAAUAAUGGCAUUUAAAAAAGAACAAUUUCAAGAUAUCGAUAAUUUCGCACAAAGCAGAAAUAUACUGAUAUAUUUUACCAUAAAUAGACAUGCUUUUGUAAACGUAAUUAAACCUACAACUACAAUAAUCCGGCGGAAAUCGUGAACAAUGAAAACACAGUCUUUAAUUAGUCGCAAAAGCUGUAGAUCUAAGUGAAAUGAGGAAUAAUAAAGAUAAGAGCAAGCAAUGUUCGAUGUAGCAAAGCAUGGAAA
Topomyia yanbarensis is the source of this 4619-nucleotide messenger RNA. RefSeq names its product coronin-1C-like. The transcript is spliced from 7 exons. Gene Ontology annotation, biological process: actin filament organization. Bases 716 to 2764 code for a protein of 682 amino acids. The record is from RefSeq and is a predicted model, not a curated record. NCBI's taxonomy places the organism in Eukaryota, Metazoa, Arthropoda, Insecta, Diptera, Culicidae. Gene Ontology annotation, molecular function: actin filament binding.